Messenger RNA from Malus domestica (apple), 531 nucleotides. RefSeq lists its product as uncharacterized. The record is from RefSeq and is a predicted model, not a curated record. Lineage: Eukaryota; Viridiplantae; Streptophyta; Magnoliopsida; Rosales; Rosaceae.
AUGACACAGAACAUUCAGGUGAUAAAGGCUAACCUGAAAGAGGCCCAGGAUCGGCAGAAGAGUAUCACAAACAGACAUUCUACUGACAGAGUUUAUAAGGUUGGUGAUUGGGUAUUCUUGAAGUUAUCGUUGUGGAAAGGUGUUGUGCGAUUUGGCAAGAAAGGGAAACUUAGCCCUAGGUACAUCAGACCAUACCAGAUAGUUGAACGAGUUGGCGAAGUUGCUUAUCAACUCACUUUGCCACCAGAGUUGGCGAGAAUGCACAAUGUGUUUCAUGUAUCGAUGCUACAAAGGUACGUCUCUGAGCUGUCUCAUGUGAUCCCUUCUCAGCCAUUAGAGAUCAAUCCAGAUUUGACCUAUGAUGAGGUUCCAGUGACUAUCCUUGAUUGGAAGGAUAAGGUUCUUAGGAACAAGACCGUGCAGAUGGUGAAAGUUUUGUGGAGGAACCAUUUAGUGGAGGAAGCUGCUUGGGAGACAAAAGAGCGUAUGCAAGAUAUGUAUCCAUGUCUGUUUUAUGGCUUUGAUUUGUAG